AUGACAGCUGACCAGAUAGUUCAAGAACGCGAUGAUCUCCAGCUCAAAGUUGAUGAGCUUAAGGAGUUCUUGGAGCAAAGAGACACCCUGAUCGACUACGGAAAGGAAUUCAUUAAGAAAAGGGAGAAAGAGAUAAAGCUUGUGGCUCGAGAAUUCCAAAACCAGAUGGAUGAUUAUGAGGAAAAAGUCCUUGAGAAACAAUUUCAUCUGGAGAAUUAUUGUAUGGACCUGCAGAAAGACACAUUAUCUCUGCGGGAACAACUGGAUACGGCAGAACAACUACAUUUACAAGACGAGGCAAGGAAUAUGAAGCUGGAAACUGAAAUCUCAAAGAUGAAAAAGCUCCAACAGCAGCAAGAGCAGACGAUCCAGGAGCUGCAGACCUCGACACAGGAGCUGCAGGAGGAGCUGGAUGAAGCAGAGAAAUAUCACAUCAUAGACGCAGUUGAAAACAUAAAGAAUGUGGGGGAACUUGCAGAGACCAAAAUACAACUGAAGAAGUCUGAAGCCGAGAAUAAGGCUCUAAAGACUAGUCUGCAGCAGGCUGACAGGGACGCAGAAACCAAGGACCAAACUGUGGCCUACCUGAAGACUUUGCUAUCUGACAAGCAAACGGCCGAGGAGGCACAACACAAGAAGGUUCUGCAGGAGCUGGAAACAAGCUUCAAAACUACCCUGAGCAAAUGUGAAGAGCUGGAGACGUCUUUGAAGGAAUCAAAUGAUGAGCUGUGUCAAACCAAGCUCAAGUGGAAGAGAUCCAGAACGAGUUGGACAAAAGGGGCCAGAAGAAGAGAAGGAGGUGGUGGAAGUGUUGCAGGGAGUAAUCACCUCAACAUCACUGUAGUGGGAGCAUCUUGA
Messenger RNA from Knipowitschia caucasica, 858 nucleotides. The record is from the annotation of a GenBank genome assembly. Lineage: Eukaryota; Metazoa; Chordata; Actinopteri; Gobiiformes; Gobiidae.